Boleophthalmus pectinirostris (great blue-spotted mudskipper) is the source of this 873-nucleotide messenger RNA. It is a transcript of the gene znhit6, whose product is annotated as zinc finger HIT-type containing 6. The transcript is spliced from 9 exons. NCBI's taxonomy places the organism in Eukaryota, Metazoa, Chordata, Actinopteri, Gobiiformes, Gobiidae. The coding region runs from base 82 to 873 and encodes 263 amino acids. The record is from RefSeq and is a predicted model, not a curated record. Gene Ontology annotation, cellular component: pre-snoRNP complex; nucleus. Gene Ontology annotation, biological process: snoRNA localization; box C/D snoRNP assembly; maturation of LSU-rRNA from tricistronic rRNA transcript (SSU-rRNA, 5.8S rRNA, LSU-rRNA).
GGAACUCCUCUGCACGUGUCGGCUGAAGGAGCAGGAAGCGGGCUUGUUUUGGAUUUUGCAUUAGCACGCGUUUGAGGCGAUAUGAACGCUGUACUUUUACCAAAAACAGUCCAAAUGACAAAUAUGGAAAAUCAAAUGGAAGAUCACAGCUACGAAGAAGAGACGAGAGGGACCAAAAGGAAGAUUUCGUUGUCUAACUGUGCGGUCUGUGGAUCUGAGGAGGCCAAAUACACGUGCCCACGCUGCCUAACGCAUUCAUGCAGUUUACUGUGUGUGAAAAAGCAUAAAGAAGAUACCGGCUGCAGCGGAGUUCGGGACAAAACAGCCUUUGUUGCUCUCUCACAGUUUGAUGAAAUGAAUCUUCUGAGUGAUUACAGAUUUCUGGAAGACACUGGGCGGUUUUCUGAUGGAGCUACUAGAGAUGCUCUUAUUAGGGUUCCCCAUGUUACUAUGAAAGCAAAAUGUUUUAUGUCCAAUGCCAGAAAAAUGAACAUCAACCUGAGGCUUCUACCCUGCACCUUCACAAGAAGCAAAGAAAAUUCAACCUUCUUCAAUUCAAAGGAGAAGCGCUUCAUGUGGCACUUGAAGCUCCUCUUUCCCCACAGCAGUGCAGAGUUCACCCAGAGGAGGGUGUCUGAUCAGCUGACUCUACUGGAAAUUCUGAAUCCUUACAUCCAUCCUACAGAGUCAGACCCUGUGGCACGUCAAAAACUGAAGAUGUAUGUCCAUGAACCCUUAGAACAUGUGAAAGUUUUCAUGAAGGCAGAAGGCAGAAAGGCUAACUCAGUGAGACCCUCUCGUGCGACAGACCAGACCCUGCCCCACCCUGCUCACUUCACCUUGGACCUUGCCCACGACUUGGCCCCAGGUUGA